AUGGUCUCUUGGUUCAUGCAUUCACCGAGUGUGCAUCACUUAGGAGCAGUAAAACGAAUCCUUCGUUAUAUUAGUGGAACGAUCGGUUAUGGGAUUCAUUAUAAGAAGGGAGAAAAUUUCAAAUUGAUGGACUAUUCUGACAGUGACUGGGGAGGAUCUCAAGAUGACCGGAAAAGCACCAUAGGGUGGGUAUUUUCACUAGGUUCCAGUGUUAUAGCUUGGUGUUCGAAGAAGCAGUCGAUCACUGCUCUGUCAAACACUGAAGCAGAGUAUAUAUCAUUGACAGCUGCUGCAUGUGAGGUUGUUUGGCUUCGUCGGCUGCUAGAAGAUCUAAAUGAGAAGCAGGAGGAUUCAAAUGUUAUUCUCUGUGACAAUUCAUCAGCACUGUCUAUUGCCAGGAAUCCUACACAUCAUGGGCGAACGAAACAUAUUGAUACGCGAUUUCAUUUAUUCGAGAUCUUAUAA
Messenger RNA from Dioscorea cayenensis subsp. rotundata (Guinea yam), 465 nucleotides. Its product is annotated as secreted RxLR effector protein 161-like. The transcript has a single exon. The record is from RefSeq and is a predicted model, not a curated record. Lineage: Eukaryota; Viridiplantae; Streptophyta; Magnoliopsida; Dioscoreales; Dioscoreaceae. Bases 1 to 465 code for a protein of 154 amino acids.